UAUCACUUCUUCAGGCUACGUCAGGCCGAUAUGUCUCCGUGUCGAUGAAAAAAAAGAAAAUGUUUUAAUGUUUAACGUCACCGGCUGGGGUCUCACAGAACAGCAAAAAUACAGUCCGAUACUACUAAAACUACUAGGUGGGAAUUCCGCGGGUCUUCUAGCACGGCUUAGUUAGCUAUGGAUCUGAGACUUGUAUUGUUAAUAGUACAACUGAUGUGUAUACGAAUGUACCCCACUAUAUGGAAUGGAUCGUGCAUCAAAUCAGAGUAUUUGGAAGUCUGCCCCCAGGAUCGCCCCCUUUGAUCGAAGAAAAUUGUGGAACCACAAAGCGGCCUGCGAGAGUUCGUCGGGUAGUCGGAGGCGAUAAUUCAGAUAUAUUCGCAAAUCCAUGGAUGGCAAUGGUGUUUAAUAACUACAGAUUCAUCUGCGCCGGUUCGCUUAUCACCUCUCGUUUUGUUCUAACAUCAGCAUUCUGCUUUGAAGGGUCAUUUGCUUUUUUAGUAAGGUGCGCCUGGGAGGAUACCACAUGAGUAUUACCGAAAAUACUUUCGAGACUGCCAUCGACCAGUUUAUUCCCCAUCCAAAAUUUCAAAUAUAUCAACCAAAGUACGACAUAGCUCUGAUUAAAAUGGCUAAAGAAGUUUCGUUUUCAGAUUAUAUCCGGCCGAUCUGUUUGCCGGUCAAUCAGCAAUUGAGGACCAUUUCACAAUUCGAGCUUAACGGCUGGGGUCGAACUGGUAAUGGUCGAUACAGCGGCUAUUUGCAGUCAACUACUCUAAAUGUUACGAAUUGUGACGAGUACCCAGGAGUCGAUGAUUCGCAGAUAUGUGCCGGCAGUGACACCAGUGACUCAUGCUCCGGGGACGGUGGUGGCCCUUUGAGCGCAAAGUUGUCUUACGAAGAAACUGCGAGGAUAUUCCUGAUCGGCAUUGUUAGCUUCGGACUUCAGAGCUGUCACGGUUCUAGUAGUGUUUACACAAAUGUGACGUACUACUUGGACUGGGUUAAAGACACAAUUCACAAUAACAAACUGUUGAGUUAAUCAAUUGUUAAAUAAGCUUUUUAUCAGCUCCAUUAACUCCAUUUCAGCAAUUCAACAACUUCUAAGUUUUUUAAAACCGGAGCUGACACCUUAACAAAUUUAAAAAAGGCAUGGUUAGUUUAUUUUAAAAUCAAUUCAUAAAGUUUUUUCUUUAUCUUUUAAGCCCCAUAGACAUAUUCCUAUACAUGCAGCUCCUAAAUUCUGUUUAGUUUACCUUAAUUCAGCAAUUAAACGUUUCAGGGA
Messenger RNA from Drosophila biarmipes, 1285 nucleotides. RefSeq names its product CLIP domain-containing serine protease B15. Bases 527 to 1042 code for a protein of 171 amino acids. Lineage: Eukaryota; Metazoa; Arthropoda; Insecta; Diptera; Drosophilidae. Gene Ontology annotation, biological process: proteolysis. Gene Ontology annotation, molecular function: serine-type endopeptidase activity. The record is from RefSeq and is a predicted model, not a curated record. The transcript has 4 exons.